AUGGCGCAGAUGGGGUAUCGGAUUGGGUCGUACCGGGACAGCGAGUUACGACAGUGUGCUGAGGGUGACGUCGAGCGGCUAGACACCCAGCAUAGCGCAGGUAUGGAGGAUACAGAGACACAGGCCCAAGAAGACAUGGUUGGUGGGGCACAGGCCACUGAUGACCCGCAGCCCACCAACCCUGCCCCCAGCGACCGAUUAGGCCCUCGGCAGGUCCGAACCAUAAGUACCGAUUCUGAAGGAAACACCAUCAUCGAGGUGUGCACCAUCCUAGACUCGCAUAGGCGGCCGAGAGUCCCCCCUGGCAAACGGAUCAUACUGGAGUACAAUGCAUCAUUCCUGCCAGUGGGAUUUAGCGCCGUGAGGUUUAGGCGGAUGACCGGAGAUAUAAUUAAGAGCGGCAAUUUUGUCCGAAUACCGGACGAUUGGUCGAAGGCAUACUUUUUCGUCUCGCCCGAGUACAACUUGGAAGCUGUGAAGGAUGAAGCAUUUCGGGAUAUGGGCUCCAAGCUGCGGACAUGGAGGCAUGAUCUUAAAAAAAUUUGUGCCAUUACCGAGGAAGAUACUCCGGACACUAUACGGGCAAGACUGGGGGGACAGAGGCUGGGAGAGUACAAUGCUGUCGACUUGGAUAUAUUAUUAGAGAGGUGGUGUACCCAGGAGAAUAGGGAGUAUGCGGCGAAAAUGAAGACAUUGCGAGCAUUAAAUGAUUCACCGCAUUGCACCGGAUCAAAGAGUUAUGCCAGGUUGACACAGGAGGAGGCCGAACGUUUGGGCCAUCAACCUACUCGGGCAGAAAAUUACGUCCGUUCACACAAAAAGAAGAACGGUUCAUAUCCGAAUGAUAUUGUGAAGGAGAGAUGUGAACGGAUGAAGGAGCUUAUACCCACCGACCCUGCAGCAUCGUCUAACAUCACAGAUGGAACGGUAAGGUGGGCGCCAAACGACGCAUUUGACCAGGCAAUUGGAAAUAAGCCUGAGUAUGCCGGUAGGGUUCGGAUGGCUGGACCAAAUAUUCUGCCUAUGCAGGGGACCAUUCGCUCAUACUAUACACCGUCACAGCAAGUGGAGGAGCAGAUGGCUGAGAACAAUGCGCGGAUAGCUCGACAGGUAGCUGAACAGGAGGCUGAACGUCAAGCAAGGUUUGAUGCCCGUUUCCGCCAACUCGAGGAGCUGAUGCGGUUGUACACUUCACCAGACAGUGCUUCCCCACCCGUUGCGAGGGUGCGAUUGUCGGUCGACAGUGGAUCAGGUAAUGGACAUCGUCGAGAGGAUGCUAUGUGA
Messenger RNA from Corylus avellana, 1284 nucleotides. The record is from RefSeq and is a predicted model, not a curated record. NCBI's taxonomy places the organism in Eukaryota, Viridiplantae, Streptophyta, Magnoliopsida, Fagales, Betulaceae.